This is a messenger RNA of Melopsittacus undulatus (budgerigar), 3616 nucleotides long. RefSeq names its product transmembrane protein 135 (gene TMEM135). The record is from RefSeq and is a predicted model, not a curated record. NCBI's taxonomy places the organism in Eukaryota, Metazoa, Chordata, Aves, Psittaciformes, Psittaculidae.
UAACCCCGGCAGCGCCCCGCGCGACCUCCCCGCUGCUGAGGCGGCGGCAAAGAUGGCGGCGCUGAGCAAGUCCGUCCCACACAGCUGCUAUGAGAUCGGGCACACCUGGCACCCGCGCUGCGCCGUGGCCGCCCUCCAUGUGAGCCGCAGCGCGCUGGCAGAGUCCCUCCGCAUCUACGGCACCUUGUACCUGAUUGCAGCUAUUCUCAGGAAACGAAAACUUGACUAUUAUUUGUACAAACUGCUACCUGAGAUCUUGCAAUCAACUUCCUUUCUGACAGCAAAUGGGACCUUGUAUAUUGUUUGCUUUUGCAUUCUAAGGAAGAUACUUGGAAAAUUCUACAUCUGGUCUCCUGGCUUUGGUGCUGCAUUACCUGCCUCCUACAUGGCUAUUCUCAUCGAAAGGAAAAGCAGGAGAGGUCUCCUCACGAUCUACAUGGCCAAUCAAGCCACAGAAACCUUGUUCCGAAUGGCAGUAGCACGAGGGACGAUCACACCAUUAAGACAUGGAGAAGUCCUUUUGUUCUGCAUCACAGCUGCUCUGUUCAUGUUCUUUUUCAGAUGCAAAGAUGGCUUGAAAGGAUUUACAUACUCUGCACUAAAGUUCAUUGUAGGGAAAGAAGAAAUCCCCACUCAUUCGUUUUCACCUGAAACAGCAUUUUCAACAGAUAGAAAGAUAAAGCCCUGUGAAAAAGUAUCACAUCCAAUGAACAUACUGACUCUGACAAAAAAGCUCAUGGACAAAGUGUGCAAACAUGGCCCAAGGCACAGAUGCUGUAAACACUACGGAGAUAAUUGCAUCUCAUAUUGUAUUAAAGGCUUCAUUAGGAUGUUUAGCAUCGGUUACCUGAUCCAGUGUUGCCUUCGGAUUCCAUCCACCUUCCGGCAUCUGUUUACAAAGCCAUCCCGGCUACUUUCACUCUUCUACAACAAGGAAAACUUCCAGCUUGGAGCUUUUCUGGGAUCUUUUGUCAGUAUAUACAAAGGUACUAGUUGCUUCCUGCGUUGGGUACGAAACCUAGAUGAUGAGCUUCAUGCACUUAUAGCGGGGUGUCUAGCAGGAAUUUCCAUGAUGUUUUACAAAAGUACUACUAUCUCUAUGUAUCUGGCAUCCAAAUUAGUAGAGACUAUAUACUUCAAAGGCAUUGAAGCAGGGAAGGUUCCCUAUUUUCCUCAUGCAGAUAGCAUCAUCUAUGCCAUUUCCACGUCGAUAUGCUUUCAGGCAGCUGUCAUGGAAGUUCAGAACCUGAGACCUUCAUACUGGAAGUUUCUUCUACGACUAACAAGGGGCAGGUUUGCUCUCAUGAACAGGAAAGCUUUAGAUGUAUUUGGUACUGAAGCAUCUAAGUACUUCAAGGAUUUCACACCUAAGCUUGACCCAAGAUACACUGUUGUACCACCAGAGCUACCGCUGGAGUUGUCUUGAACACGACAGUAUAUCUUGUCAUUGAAUGUGAUCAGCUUUUUGUCCUGAGAAGUUAAUUAACUUAACAGUCGUAUAUAUGGAGGAGGGCUUGGGCUCCACUUCAGUAUUAUUUCAAUGAGAAAUGCUUUUUACCAAUCAAAAGUACUGAAGCUUUGCAGGAAAGUGUGGCUUAAUGAUUAAGCCCCUUCCAUAAGCAGAAACUAUUUUUGGAUGACUGUAGUUGGUUGGCAGUCUGCUAGAUUCCUGAAUGAAUGAAACAAAUGAGUAAUAUAUUUUAGAGAAGUAAAAUAUAAAUUAUCCAUAACAACUUCCAGAAAAAUCUGUAGUUCAUGGUAGUAAAACUAAAAGUAAUUCUUAAUUUAGAAAGGAAGACAAGUGGCAUAGUUUAGGUCCAGAAUUUUACCUGAUCUUACAGCUAUUGCAGUCAGGUAGAAAUGCCUCCUUGGAGUUCUAAAUUGUGUCACUGCCCACUGGUUGUUUAAAACAGCAGUAUCUUUACACAGCUAUAGCUGCAAAAUAAGGGAUUCCUCUGGAAAAGAAAAUACAUGUUAAUACAGAAACCACAUGCCAGGGCUGUGAAUCCCACUGGCGAUGCGGAUAACAGAGAAGGCAAGUGGGAAGGCGGUACCAGCGGCUGCUGCAUGGCAAGGAGCAGGGGGUGUGGUGGUUAGGAUCUGCCAAGUGGAAAAGGACAGAAGCCGUGGAGGAAGGGAUGAAACGUUCCGGGCUCCGCGAUGGUGCUGGGAACAGCCGGCUGUUCCAGACCUAAAAAAAGCCGAGAACAAAACAAAACUCCCCCAAAAUACACCAAAAUGAAAUGUUUGUUUUUAAAGGGCUUGACACUGUCGCUUUCGAUGGUGCAUGGGGUUGUUUGUCAAGCUGCAGCGCCAGCCAGCAUUUCAAGUGUUUCUUUUAAAGAGAGCUGACCCCCUGAGGUGAGACUCAGAGAAUGGUUUUGAUGGUCGUUUUAAUAGGGUUUUUAUCUUGUACUUGGUGAAAAGUGGUUUUCCAUCGAGCCAUCAGACAGCCACGACUGGGACAGUUACAUUCAGUGUAAUGGGGUACUCAGUGCUAAUAACUACCUACACAAAUUCCAUCUCAAUUUUACCCUGAGUAUUCCUGCAGAUAAGAGCUUGUGUUCUAAAGCAAGACCUAGAUGUGCUAAUUGCUGCUUAUUUUUGCUUUUGGGGGCUCUUUCUAUAUUAGAAUCCAUUCAGGUGAUGCUGAAUGAUGUUAGUUACCUAGAGCUUAGUGAAAAGAUGAAUUAUAUUCACAUUCAACUGAAGAGAAACCAGGUAAGCCAGGGAAUGGAAAUUGCAGUAGGUUGCAUGAGUUUUAAGAAGAAAAAAGAACAAGAAAUCAGUAUUUUAUUGGGAGUCUUUGUCAGAUGAUAUGAAUUGGAUUAAUGAAUAGAAUCUCUGUCUUGUAAUACAGCUCUAAGCAUAUUUUAAUUCCCACUAGUUUUCUUAUUACUGAGUAUACAGUAAUUUUGUCAGCUUUGUAGGAAUGUCAUGAAAAUCAUACCAGUCUGUGCACAAAACCUGCUUCUUCAUCAGCUACUGCAACAGGGAUGCUUAUUGCUGGUACUAAAGGUGCUUCAUCCUUUCAAACAGCAGUUGUCCAAGUUAGUGUGAAUAAAGUUUUGCAAGCUAGUUUGUAUGCAGUAUUUUAUUGCUUGAAAUCUUAUUUUAAAAUUCCUCAAAAGGAAAUAAAGAGUUAAUUCAACAAGAACUUUUAAAGGAUCGUAAUAGGUUUGUAAUGUUUUUCCACUGGAAUAUGGUCUGAAAUAUUUGACCUUGUAAAGUCUUGAGGAGUUAUAUAUUUUAGGUAAUACAUUAGAACUCACACACUAUAUUAUGAAUACUUUGUAGUGUAACUAUGUACCAUUCCCAAACGUAAAGAUAUUUUAUAGAUGGAUUCAUUUUCUUCACUGGAAUGACACUUGUGAUUGUUUCUCUAUUUGAAGUAAGAAAAAUCCAAGUACUACAUCUCAGCAGCUAAACAACUGUUCUGUCUCUGUUUUCCUGCUUCCAAAAUCCACAGUCCUUGUAGCAAGUUAUUUUUGUGUAAUAUAAAAAGAAAUAAAAAAGUUAUAAAUUAUUUUUAUUCAGAUCAAGUAUAUGUAAGAGGAAAAAAAAUAAAGUCCUAAUGUUUUUCCCAAUAAUAAACAGUUGCUGCUUGAAAAAGUGA